This is a messenger RNA of Lytechinus variegatus (green sea urchin), 1507 nucleotides long. RefSeq lists its product as uncharacterized. NCBI's taxonomy places the organism in Eukaryota, Metazoa, Echinodermata, Echinoidea, Temnopleuroida, Toxopneustidae. Bases 336 to 1070 code for a protein of 244 amino acids. The record is from RefSeq and is a predicted model, not a curated record. The transcript is spliced from 4 exons.
CGCGGUCUGUCAAGCUGUCAAGGGUUAAUCUUGACCAACUCAGGAGCUGGAUAGGGUAUAUAGGUCCCGAGUAAAUAUUGUAGUGAUAGAAACAUCAUGCAUUGUUAUGGCACCCAGAAGCGGUAACCAUGGUCACCCGAGAGGCACAAGUUCAUGACUAUUUCGCCAACUAGUCGUUCCUAAUCACUUGCUAAUCAUUUGUGGAAGAGGUAGUGGUAUAACCAGUCCCACCCUGUUGCAGAGUUGCUGAAAAUUGUCUUUGAAUUCUCUUGUAAAAAAAAACCGCCCCAGAUUCGUCAUAUAAAUAGAUUAAAGUCAAUUUAAUAGAUAUCGAUAUGGCAAGACCUGCAAACACCAUUCUCGUGAUAUUUCUGCUUGGUGGAGUGUCAACAGUGUUUGCUCAACGAACAUGCUAUGAAUGUUCAGGAACAUACCGGAAAGAUUCCGAUGAGAAUCAGAACGAUUGUUUUACAACAAAUGCUGACACACGCACACAAGAUAGUUGUAAUGGACAAUGUUCGACUUCGAUCAGUCUCGGGGUUUCCAGCAUCAGCAUUGUGCGAGGAUGCCAAAGAGACAAUGCCCUUGAUGACUGCAACGACUGCAGCAACAAGGAAGACUGCCUGCUCUGCUGCAACUCGGACAGAUGCAACGGCGAUCGCUUGCUGACCCUCUUGGAGGACAAGGCCCUGACGCAGACCUGUUACUCGUGUAGAUACAGUGAGAUUCCAGGAGUCAAGUCCUACAGUUCCUGCGCUCGCGGCAACUUCGAGGAAAGUGGAACCGGUGUGGAAACGAUGCACUGCCACGGAAUGUGUUACAGCUCCUUGUCUUACAUCAACGGAGUGGAGGACAUCGUCAGAGGAUGUGCGUACUAUGGUAAUGGAUGUGACGUCCAAUACUCGGACGGCGACUGCGGGCGGAACGGUAUCAACGAGCGCAACGAAGUCCAUUUCAGGCGAAGCUGCUGCAUGGGUGAUAAGUGCAACAGCGCCAUCACUUUCACCCCGGGGCUACUAACAUUGGCAAUCUCAACCGUAUUUGCCGUUAUUUUCUGUCGAGGCGUUUAAAUAUUGGAAAUGUUGUCAUUUUCAUGCCUCCUUAUAACCAUUAGACCUCAAAUAGUGGUAAUUCAUUUCAAAAGGCACUAAGCAGUCUCUUGUUACUUACAGUCGAUCUUUCAUCGUGUGUGUAGUUUUAUACCCGAAUAGUGCGUGUCACAAUUCCAAUAUAAUUAUAGUAUACGAAAAAAUAUGAAUGUGUCUGUCCGAAAAAAGUUAAAAAUAAUUAUAAAGGAUAUGAAAUAAAAGUUUCUUUCAUUUAUUUAAGAAUUUUACAUCACAAUUUAAUUUGAUCGCGUGCCGAUGACAAAUCUGCGUAUUUUUGCGUUCCUAACCGGUCCCCAUCUCAAGCUUUAUAAGGACUGAAAAAAUAAGGAUACACUGCAAAAACUCCUGUGUUGAUUUAACACCAGCUCGGAAUAUAUAUUUCCACACCAGAGAAGUAU